Molecule: messenger RNA, 9929 nt
Organism: Pristis pectinata (smalltooth sawfish)
Lineage: Eukaryota; Metazoa; Chordata; Chondrichthyes; Rhinopristiformes; Pristidae
Gene: adamtsl3
Product: ADAMTS-like 3
Exons: 31
Coding region: 221-5611 (1796 amino acids)
Biological process (GO): extracellular matrix organization
Cellular component (GO): extracellular matrix
Molecular function (GO): metalloendopeptidase activity
Source: RefSeq, a predicted model, not a curated record
UGCAGUUCAGAGAGGUCGAUGCAGUGUAGCGCCGCGUCCCCUGGGUUAGGCAGAAUGUGGAAGUGACACUGUGGGAGAAUUACUUUGCACUGUACGUUAGAUAAUUCGGAUGCGGCUGCCAACUUGUAGUCUAUUCUAUGCGAAGUUCCCAAAGUUAAUACAUUGGUGGGGACAAGUUCGAAUUACAUUGAAGGAUUAAUUGGAUCCCGGAGUUGUCGACAUGAGGAUAUUUGAGCAGAUACGUGUAUGUGCGCUUAUAACGUGUGUGCUUCCUGCGGUACAGGGAAAUGGGGAACAAUCACAGACAAUCUACUUCCUUCCCGAAUUUGCACUUUCCCCACAAGGGAGCUUUUUAGAAGAUACAACGGGAGAACAGGUCCUGACUUACCGCUACGAUGAUCAGACAUCAAGGAUCACCCGCUCAGAUGAGGAUAAAGAUUCUGGCUGGGAUGCAUGGGGCACCUGGAGUGACUGUUCCAGAACUUGUGGUGGAGGAGCCUCCUAUUCCCUAAGACGAUGCUUAAAUGGCAGGCGCUGUGAAGGGCGAAACAUUAGAUACAAAACAUGCAGCAAUGUGGAUUGCCCUCCUGACGCUGGUGACUUCCGGCACCAGCAAUGCUCUGCACACAAUGACGUGAAGUACCAAGGGCAGUACUAUGAGUGGAUUCCCAUCUACAAUGAUCCAGAAGCUCAGUGUGCACUGAAAUGUCAGGCCCGGGGAACAACCUUGAUCGUGGAGCUAUCACCUAAAGUCCUCGAUGGUACCCGAUGUAACACUGAGUCUCUGAAUAUGUGCAUCAGCGGAAUUUGUCAGGUGGUGGGCUGUGAUCGGCAACUCGGGAGUAAAGCCAAGGAAGACAACUGUGGAGUUUGUGCGGGCAGUGGCUCAACAUGCAGGCUUGUGCGGGGACAGUCCAAAUCACAUGCCUCUCCUGAAAAAUUGGAAGACACAGUGAUUGCAGUUCCAUAUGGGAGUCGCCAUGUGAAAAUCACCGUGAAAGGACCUGCCCACCUCUAUAUAGAAUCGAAAACUCUGCAAGGACAUAAAGGAGAACACAACCUAAGUGCUUCGGGAGUAUCUGUCAUUGAGAACACGACUGUUGAGUUCCAAAAAGGUUCUGAUAAGGAGGUUCUCAAGAUGCAAGGUCCACUCGGUGCUGAUUUUAUUAUUAAGACUAGAUAUGUUUCUUCGAGGGACAGUGUCGUCCAAUUCAUGUUCUAUCAACCCAUCAGCCAUCAAUGGAGAGAGACCGAUUUUUAUCCAUGCACUGUGACUUGUGGAGGAGGUUACCAGCUUAGCUCUGCCGAGUGUGUGGAUAUACGCUCAGGUCGAGUUGUUCCUGAGCACUCCUGCAAUUACUAUCCAGAAAAUAAAAAGCCCAAGCCCAAACUACAAGAGUGCAACAUGGAUCAUUGUCCUUCCAGUGAUGGCUUCAAGCAACUCGCAAUUUAUGAUCAUUUUCAGCCACUUCCACGUUGGGAGAGCAGCCCUUGGACUGCAUGUUCAGUUUUCUGCGGAGGUGGAAUACAAACACGAAGUGUCCCUUGCAUUGAAGAGAACAUGUAUGGUGAAAUUAUCCCAGUGGAAGAAUGGAAAUGCAUGUACACUUUUAAACCUCCAGUCAUUCAAAACUGCAAUCUUUUUGACUGCCCGAAAUGGAUUGCCAUGGAAUGGUCACCUUGCACAGUAACCUGUGGUCGAGGCUUGCGUUACAGAGUUGUACUGUGUAUAGACUACCGAGGGCAGCAUACAGGAGGCUGUAAUGCUCAGCUCAAACCGCAUAUAAAGGAGGAGUGCACAGUGCCAAUUCCAUGUUAUAAAACAAAAGAAAAACUUCCUAUGGAAGCUAAAGUCCCUUGGAUUAAACAAGCACAGGAAAUGCUGGAACCUAUUGCUGUAUCUGAGGAGCCAAAGUUCAUUCCUGAACCCUGGUCACAAUGUAGCACAUCAUGUGGAACUGGCAAGCAAGUACGAAGAGUGACAUGCCGUGUUCUCCUUUCAUUUUCUCAAACAGAGGAGGAGCUGCCGGAUGAGGAAUGUGAGGAGGAUAAGCCACCCACCGAGCAAACGUGCUACCUAGCACCAUGUGACGGUGUUACUGCUGCACGUGACUCUGAGGUGGCCGGCAAUAAUCAUGACGAGAAUGAGAUGGAAGAACAGUUUGACUGGGAAUAUGAAGGUUUCACUCCAUGCACAGCUUCAUGUUUAAGAGGGGAACAGGAAACUAUAGUUGUAUGUCGUAAUAAACAUACACAAGAAAGUGUGGAUGAGAGUUUGUGUGACAAUUUCAAGCGUCCUCCUCAUAUGGUUCGUGUCUGUGGUACAGAACCUUGUCCAGCCAGGUGGGGCACAAGAUUGUGGAAACAAUGCAGUGCUACUUGUGGAGUUGGAAUACAAGCGAGGGAGGUUUACUGCAGACGCACGGUGUCACACCCUGUUGAGGAUUCCAUCAGAGUUCCUGAUGAGGAAUGUACAGAUCCAAAGCCCCCUGAAGUUCAGGCCUGCAACCAGUUUGAUUGUCCUCCAUCGUGGCAUAAAGGAGAAUGGCAGCUGUGUUCGUAUACAUGUGGAGGAGGUUCACAGUCUCGCAAAGUCCAGUGCAAGCAGCUUUUGACUGAUGGAAGUUCUGUAAGUCUUCCUGAUGAGCUUUGCCUUGAUCAGAAGCCACAGCUGCAACAAUCAUGUGGCAACGUUGACUGUCCACCACAUCUGGCACUGGGGAAAUGGUCCAAGUGUUCUGUAAGCUGUGGUGAAGGAAUCCAGCGCAGAGAUUGGGUUUGUCGGAAACUCACUGCAGUUAGACAUCAGGUCACUGUCCCCCAUGCCUUGUGCAGUGAACCCUCCAGGCCUCCAGUAGUUCAGACCUGCACGAUGCCUGCCUGUGAUAAGGUUAGAAAGGACAAAAAAACAAAUGUUUCUCAAAAGCAAGCUAUUCGUGACCCACAAAUUCUGGGCAUCCACAGAGUCUACAUUCAAACCAGGCAAGACAAGCGUAUUCACUUUAACAUUGGUGGUCGGGCUUACCUACUACCAAAAACCUCAAUUGUGAUUCGAUGUCCAGUGAGAAGAUUCCAGAAAUCACUGAUCAAAUGGGAAAAAGAUGGCCACCAUCUUCAAUAUACAAAACAAAUUAGAAUUACUAAAUCAGGAUCACUGAAAAUUCACAGCCUUGAAGCAAAAGAUAUCGGUGUUUAUAGUUGCAUUGCAGGUACUACUCGAGAUACCUUUGUCCUCAAGCUGAUUGGCAAUGAUAACAGAUUAAUUGAACCACCCACUUUCACUAAAGCUAAGACGAGACAAAGUAUUGGACCGGAGAAGAUGAGUCACAAUGAAUCCAACAGGCUGGAAGAUAAGUGGACUCAAAUAAGCAAGAUGUGGCAAAGUUGGAGCAAAAAGAAUGAAUUGUAUGUGGAUGACAGCCAAACAAGUGACCAAGUUUUCCUGCACCUACUUGGAAAUCAUUUGUUUUCGAAAAGAAAAGCUAACUUUGCAGAGUUGUUUGACUCUCAAGAGCUUUACAAUAAACAUCCUGAAAGCUCUAUAUCCCAGGGAGCCUAUAGUAUGGAUACCAGACAGUUUGAAGAGAUCCUACGAAAUAUAAGUUUAAGGAUUGAGUCUGGUGAAAUACCUGAAGACUUUGCUUCACAGCUGAUGCAUCAGUUAGCAGCUGAAGUAUCUAGACCACAGCCAACUGUGGAAAAGUGGAAAGCCUCUCCUGAUGAUAAUGCAUCCAACUCCAAGUUAUUAGAUAAGGCUCCUAAUACAUCUGAAGCUUCGGUCAAUAAGGAUAUACAUCAGCAACGGAAGAAGCAAAAGCCUCCUAUUAUUCUGAGAAAAAAGCAGGCUCCUGUUCUGCCUCAGAAAAAUGUUAGUGUUGCAGUUGGAACACUGGCAUACCUGACAGAUAAAACAUCCUGUAUAACACUCGUCUGUGAAUCUAUCGGAGACCCUGAGCCAGAGGUUUCUUGGACAAAGGAUGGUACACCAGUGAAAUUUAAUAAAAGGAUACUAUUGCUGAAUUCUGCAAGACUUCAGGUUCAGAAUGUCACAAGGCAAGAUGCUGGUCUUUAUGGAUGUACAGUUACUAAUGAACUGGGAACAGAUACUGAAACCUCAUUAUUGUUGUAUUCAGAAGCCCCUGCCAUCAAAUUUUCCAGAGAAAGUAUCAUAAACCUUACAAUGUGGCACAUAACAGCUGUGGUUGGAAGUGAUUUAUUGGCCAGACUUGGGGCAACAAUAAUCAUUAAUUGCCCAGUUGAAGGUGUCCCUGAACCAAAGAUUAUUUGGCAAAAAAAAGAUGGUCUGUUAGGAAAUAAUUCUGUUCAACUUCAAAAUGGAUCUCUGGCACUGAUGAAUACAACACUUGCAAAUCAAGGAAUGUACACUUGUACGGUCACAAAUGAAAUUGGACAAGCAACUAUGUCAACAGUCAUUAAACUCACUGAGUCAGGACCUGCUCCACAGACUGUGGGAUUCCACCAAACCAGAGGAAGAAAACGUGUCUUAAUGGCAUCAAAGAUCGGCACUCCAAUUACAGUUAAACAAGGGGAUGUGUUACGUAUGGGCUGUCCGACAGUUGCCAGGGACAAAAUGACCAUUAGCUGGUAUUUCAAGAAUGAAUCCAUCCAUUCUGUCCCAGGACUUGAAUACAAAGUACUGGCCAGGGGACGAGUCCUCGAAGUGAAAAUGGCAUUUGAGAGGUUGGAAGGGCAAUACAAAUGUCAGGCUUCAAAUAAAAUUCGCACAGUUUCUGCUUAUGUGAAUGUGAGCUUUGUAGAUUUUAUGUGGGUACCUGGUGACUGGGCUGCCUGCUCAACAACCUGUGGCAACGUUGGAACCCACUACAGAACCCUGCUCUGCCUAAAUACAAAUGGAAUUGAGGUGAAUGAGUCAGCAUGCUAUGAGCUUCCCAAACCACCUUUAGUAAUUGAAUCGUGCAACACACAGGAUUGUCCAGCCAGGUGGGUCACAACCACGGCAUCAGAGUGUUCAGUCUCGUGUGGAAAAGGAGUCCGACAACUCAGAGUGAGAUGUGAACAGUUAACAGCCAAUGGAACUUUGAGAAUUUUGCCUCCAGCGUUUUGCGCAGAAGAAGAGGAACAACCACCCAAUGAGGAGGAUUGUUUACUGCAGUCCUGUGCAGUGUGGGAGAGUCCAGCAUGGGCAGAGUGUUCUGGCCGUUGUGUGGGUCACAGUGUUGCUGUCCAGCACCGCCAAGUUGCAUGCCGCUAUACAAAUGGAACAUCAGCUGCAAAGUCUGCUUGUGAGAAGACAGAGAGGCCUGCUUCUGCAAGACGAUGUAAAUCAGAUAGAUGUAAUGUGCGGUGGAGGACAGGGCCAUGGAGACAGUGCGCAGCAUCGUGUGGAAGUGGUUUCCAGUCUCGACGAGUAGCUUGUAUCCAUAACAAAAACAACAAAGCGGUUGCAGAUCAGUAUUGUGGAUGGCAGAGGCGGCCAAUCACAUGGCAACAUUGCAAUCUCACUUCUUGUGACACUUCUGAUGGAGAAUGCAUGGACACAAUGCGCUACUGUGCACUUGUGAAACGACUGAUGCUGUGUCACCUGAACACCUACAAACAGAGAUGCUGUGAUUCCUGCAGAAUGCUUUAAUUGAUAUACAUACACCACUGUUUGCUGGAUCAUAAGACUGUGAAUCGAUUUAUAGAGAACUCCAUGUAGAUGAACUGAAUGCAGUAAAACCUGAUGGAAGCUGAACCGGGAGGAUAUUUUAAUUGUGUUGUAAAUCUGCUUGUACAGAAAUGCACAAAGGUUUCCUUGCUGUCCAUUAUGUUAGUCAAAUAUGUAGCAGCUGAUUCUUAGAGAAAGAAUUGCUCAACUGUUCUGCUUUACAAUCUAAUAUGGACUUGUUAUGCCAAUGUAUUCUCCAUCACAAAAGAUGUGUGCUUAGGUUGUAUCACAGAAGCUGGUAUGUGAAUUAUUUACUGCCAUCAAGAGAGAAAACAUCUUUUAAAUGUCCAGGUGGGCUUAUAUUUCACAGCUUUACAGUGAAGGCAAGGAAAAAGCUUACAACCUAAGUGAGUUAUUGGCAAGAGUGUUUAUCCUUUUUCAUUACUUUAAAUCACAACCUUUCACAUCUGAUAUUACAGAUUAUGUUAUUAUUUGGGUCUGUGGACAAAAAUGAACAUAAGAAUAAAGUAUUCAGUAGUUCUCAUUUUUAACUUACAAAUGAUUGUAGUGACACCAACUUUCAGCUAAGAAAGCCCUAUUUCCAAUGCGAAUCCCAUUUUGAAGGAAAUGGCCAACUCAGCCGAUGCUACUUUCAAGUAUUAGCAGAAUGAAAGCAUUGAAUUUGCUCUUUUGUUCUUAAUUAUAAGGAGAUAAAAGGUCAGCUGCAGUUAAACUGUGAUUGGGGAAAUAUUUAAAGUGCCUUCUCACUGAUCACCCUUUACUUUGACUGCUCCAUUGUAUUUUUAAUACAAGUCAGUUACAUCGGGAAGUUGCCUCCAUUUGGAAUGCCAGAGCUGUCAGGCAAUGUUUCUUCUGGAUUCACAAGAACACAAGAAAUAGGAGCAGGAGGAGGCCAUCUGGCCCGUCGAGCCUGCUCCACCAUUCAAAAAGAUCAUGGCUGAUCUGGCCGUGGACUCAGAUCCACCUACUUGCCUUUUCCCCAUAACCCUUAAUUCCCCUACGAUGCGAAAAUCUAUCAGUGUCUUAAAUAUAUUUAAUGAGGUAGCCUCUACUGCUUCCCUGGGCAGAUAAUCAAAAAGAUCCUUUUAAGGAAAAGAAGAAAGUUGUCAUUGUCAAGAAAAAAUUGUCACAAAUUUAAUAAUUUUGGUAUGUAAUUUGUGGCAGGUACAUUUUACAUUACACAAAAUAUAGAAGGAAAUAAAUGCAAAACUAUCCUGCCUCUCAAGAGUCUCAGCCAAUUUCAGGUUUACUGAUAAUAGUUAACCUUUCACUUUUAAACUAAAAUUGCUGCUGAGGGUUGAUGCCUUGCCUUUACAUUGACAUGUAAUGCAUUUAAUUCACCGAUUUAAAUAGGUUAGAAUCUGAAUGUGGGGGAGCGCUGUGUCAGCUCAGUUCGAAAACCAGAGGCAGAAAGCAGCUCUUGAAGUUGUUAUUGUCUGUACAUCUGACAUUUUCAGUGUAGAAUUCUUGCAAUGAUUCUAUAUAGAUAAAAAUGAUAUGAUUUCACUGACUGUAAACCCCAAAUAAUAACUAUAAAAAUCAAAUGUUAACAUAUUAUUUGAAAAAUCAAUAGGUACUAUAUAGUAGAUCAAUUGAACACUGCCAUUUCUUUUAGUGAUAUCAUUCAGGGGUCACCUGGAAAGAACUCAUAGAUUUUCCUGCUAACACUAUAAUUUUAAACAUUGAACUUGCAUUUGGAAUUGCUCACAUGAAACUUUUUCCCUCAAAGUAACAGUAAAACUGAUUUCUUGUAACAACUUGAUGAGUAAUGAACUCACAAAAAGGCUCAGAUUUCACUUAUUUAUAAUGUGUUAGCAUAGCCUAUAGUGUUUUCAUUUCUUAUGUUGCAGUUUCAGCUAAUUUCAUUCUCAAAAGGUUCCUCGUUCUCCUAAAGCCAAGGGAACAAUUCAUUAAAUACUGUGCUCUCAAGCACUGUUCCUGCACUGGUGAAUCACUUAUACCCAAGUGACUCCCUCUUUGAUCUUUCUUCCCUGGUGGAGUUGCACUUUGCCUGACACUUCUGCACACCCACAUCCCCCACCCACUGCAGCAGAUUUCAGAGACUUGCUAUACAGGGAAGAUAGUGUAGAUUAGCACUCAUCCCGGUAGUAUAUGUUACCAAUAUUCUGUAUCUGAGCAUGUAUCUGAGUAAACUAAUAUCUUUAAUGAUGUAUUAUAACUUUAUAUUUAUAUUCCAAACUACCCUUACCAGCCCGUGUGUUUCCUUAAAACAUUGAUUAAUGCAUAGCCCUACUGAGCUUUAUUAAAAUUCAUUAUUGGCUGCAAUUAAGAUGACCGAAUAUUUUCAUAAUCAGUUAAAUGAAAUGUGAAAUGCAAAUUUUAAAUCAAAAUAGCGGCAAAAAAAAAUUUCUGCAUCCAGGUUUCUCUAAAGUAGCUCUGAAUAGCUCUGUAAAUGGUUUAAAUGUACACAGCGGAUAUUAACACUGACACUGCAAUGCUAUCAAUAAGCAAUAGCAUGCGUCUUGCAAGAAAUUCAUUGCUUUAAAUAAUGAGAGUUCAAAUCCCAACUUUGUUAUCUUUUCUGUCCUUGAGAUCUUUCUUGAUAUCAAUAAUAGACAAGGAUUCAAAAACAUACUGCUGCAUUUUAUAUUUGUUCAAUAAGUAGCAUUAAAACUCAACAAUUUUCAUCCCCACCAUUCCUUACUAAAGGGAUAAAGAGAAAGGAUGAAAGGACUCCUUUACAAUGACUGUGGGUCAAUUUAAGAAAUAGUUUUGUUGCCAAUUACCAAAAUAAAUAUAACUCUUGAUAAAUUUAAAGGAAGUAUGUGCAAAGAAAUAUAAACUAAUCCAGCAAAUGUAUGGUCACAUAAAUAAUUGUGCUGUGUAUUAUAUUUCAUUUGAACAAUAUCAAUGAGAAGAACAGUACAAUAAUUUUGCUGAAGCUCAGUUGGUAAAUAAUUAAAUGUGUGUUCAGCAAUAAGGCUAAUCUUUUAUUUGAGGAUAACAGUAUUAUAGGCAGAGGAAAAUACUUACCAAUUGUUCACAUUUGUGCAUUUAUAAGUCCUCCAAUUAUAUUUCUGUAUACAGCUGUUUUAAGUUGGUCUUUUCCCAGAAAAGGAUACUGGGUACCUGGGGGCAUACCCUGUGAUUUUACAUUCGCCAAAUCAUUAAUGGGUCUUGACCUUUUGAAAAAGGUUGUGCAUAAAUUAAACAAAAAUAAUUGUAACAUAUUACUUGUACAUAUUUAUUUUCUGUUAUGAAGUGCAAUACUGAAUACUGUACAUUGUGUGUUAUAAAGAAUAUUUUUGUUGGGACUUAUUUUUUACUACCAUAGCUUCUCUUCCAGACUGCUUUUCACUUCCUAUUUAAAGUUAAAAUGCUCAUAACUACAUUAAGCACUUAUAAAAUUUGUCUUUUUUUUUCAGACAUAGAAAUGCAUGUUAUUUGAUGAUGAAAUUAUCCCUAGGUUCAGGGUUUAAGAAUCAUUGCCUAAAGCUGUACUAAAUGCUGAGGGUAUCUGAAGUGCUACCUAUUGGCUCUAUGUAGCCAUUAACCCUUGAAAAUCAGGCACAUGAAAACUUGGUAACUUGGUCCUCGUUGCACAUGUUUCUUACCAGUUUAUAUGGUAGAAUUCUGUAGUUCUGAGGGUUUACAUUUUAGUGAGGCAAAAAUCAGAACAUCAGCAUCUGUUGGUCUCAUUUACUUACAUAGGAAUGCCCUCCCUUCUCUACUUGAGUCUCUGGCACCUCUGACUUAAAAGUUUAUUCUCCUGCUUAAAUGUUUCCAAGGCUACACUCCCAUUUUGCUUGUAUUUCUCACCAUUAUAAUUCCUCAGGUCUUUUGACCAGCUCAUUUGAAGAACCUCCCAAAACCACCCCAACCCCUUGCUUUACCCCACCAUUAAUAGCUGGACCUUCAAAUGUGUAGACUCCACUGUCAGGAGUUCCCUUGCAAAAUAUAUGCACCUAAUUCUAAUGCACACUAAUGCACGAUAGUUGUAGCAGAAUGCCAACAAUUGUUUUAGUUGUGGAUCUACCAGAAUAAUGUUACCAUCCAAGACUUUGAACACUAUAAAUGGGUGUUACAUUUUCUCAGUGACAAAAGUGUGGUACCAGGACUCAGGCUUGGGGCGGGGGGGGAGAGGAACGGUAUCACAGGCUUAAUUGGGGCAUGGGCGUGGGUCCAGUUGAUGAUUGCGUAUGUGGCCAAGAAUGAAAUCAGUUGUUGGAGAUCAGUUUAAGUACCUAGAGUGAGUGAAGAGAGAUGGGUGAGGUGGUUAAGGCAGCAUUUGUGGACGGGAGUUGGAGCUGAGGGUGGG